Messenger RNA from Paramecium sonneborni, 845 nucleotides. Lineage: Eukaryota; Ciliophora; Oligohymenophorea; Peniculida; Parameciidae. The record is from the annotation of a GenBank genome assembly.
AAUAUAUUUAAAAAAUGUCUUUGGCUUUGGCAGGAGUGGUACCUCCUUUAUAUGAGAGGAAUCAAGAAGCUACAAUUUACAUAGGCAAUUUAGACCAGAAAGUCACAGAUGAUAUAGUCUGGGAAUUAUUCAUUUAAUGUGGACCUGUAGUUAAUGUUCAUAUUCCAAAAGAUAAAAUUUCAGGAGAACAUUAAGGUUAUGGUUUUGUAGAGUUUAAGAGUGAAGAAGAUGCAGAUUAUGCAAUUAAGAUAAUGCAUAUGAUAAAGUUAUAUGGGAAACCUAUAAAGGUGAACAAAGCAUCUCAAGAUAAAAGGACUCAAGAAGUUGGUGCCAAUCUUUUUAUAGGAAAUUUAGAUACUGAAAUAGAUGAGAAAACACUGUAUGAAACAUUUUCUGCAUUUGGUCAUAUCUUAUCAACGAAAGUAUUGAAUAUUAAAUAAUAAUAGAUUAUGAGAAAUCCUGAGACUGGAGUUUCAAAAGGUUAUGGAUUUGUAAGUUAUGAUAAUUUUGAAUCUAGUGAUGGAGCUUUGACAGCCAUGAAUGGAUAAUUUUUAGGAACUAAGAUUAUUCGUGUUGAAUAUGCAUUUAAAAAGGAUGCCAAAGGAGAGAGACAUGGAAGUUAAGCAGAAAGAUUGUUAGCUGCUAAUAGACCAUUGGCAUAAAAAGCACUUUUAGGUUUUGUUGGAUAUAUGCCAACAGAAUUGAGAAUUCCUUUGCCUCCUCCACCUUCUAUUUAAAUUCAACCAUUGUAAGAAGGAUACAAACCCUUUCCUUAAUAAAUUCCUGUACCACCUUUACCACCUCCUGGAAUUCCUAAAUGAUUUUAAACAUAAAUAAUAUAUUAG